CAGCGCUGUCCCAAUGGGCACAGUGAGCACUCCUAUUUUCAACAAAUCGUCUCACAACGUGGAAUUUAAGGGGUUCCCUUCUCCGACAGUGAUGACCACAAUCUCGGUUUAAAGCGGGCGGAGGGAGGAGCACGUGUGGUAACUUUAGUCUUUUAUAAAUCUCAUACAAGCGACAACUGCUGUCCGCUUGACACGCGUAAAAAAUACGAGCCGUUCCCCAACUAAAUGGGUUGAGGGAGACGCGUUAAAGCACUAUGCAGUCGCACUUACGGCGAACUCCGAGCUGUUUUUCAAAAGCUACGAUUAAAGGAAGACUUUCUCAUCGGAAAAUCCCAACUGUGUUUGAAUCUGAUUUGAUUUCGCCUUAACGCGUCAGCCAAACUUAAAAGAAAAAUCACACAUUAAGACCCUGCUGAACGCCAGGACCAAGUUUGAGUUCGGAUGUUGAUUAAUUAACUUUGGGAUAUGUCUGAAGAAUUAAAAAAGCAAUGAAUCGCACAACAAAGCACUGAAGUUUGACCUGGGCUGGUGUUGGGUGAGGUGCGGUUGGAGAGCUGCGGUUCCACGGGCUUACACACGGCCGUGCGUCCCGCUGACGAAAACCUCUACUUUUUUUAGCUCUCCUGUUUCAUCUAUGUGGUUGAGAUCCGUUUGAUGGCCGCACGUCCACUUCUGGAAACAUUCAGCUGCACCUUUACGCACUCUCGCUGUGCGUUCACCUUCAUCCGGGAAUAGAUUCGUUCGAUUCCUUUCUGAACGGAUAGCGGGUCUCUUUUUGUUUCGAGACAGUUGAAUGGAUUUUAAGGUACACUUUACUGAAACUAGGGCAUUAGAACCAUACGGGUUUCAUAUAGCUGUUCUUGGGUGAACAUUUUCCUGAAUCGGUUUUUUAUCUGAGAUUUGAAGACGUCAGAGGAAAAGAUGAACCUGUGUAUCGUCAGCCUUCUCCUCACUUUGGAUUUAGCCACCGUGGCGCUCAGUUUGUCCACAUGCAGCACGCUGGACAUUGAUCAGUACAAGAAGAAGCGCAUCGAGGCCAUCCGAGGGCAGAUCCUGAGCAAAUUGAAGCUCACCAGUCCCCCGGAGGACUUCCCCGAGCCCGAGGAGGUGUCUCGGGACAUUGUCGCCAUUUACAACAGCACCCGCGACCUGCUGCAGGAGAAGGCGAACGAACGGGCGGCGACGUGCGAGCGGCAGCGGAGCGAGGAGGAGUAUUACGCCAAAGAAGUGCACAAGAUCGACAUGCAGCCUUUCUACCCGUCAGAAAAUGUUAUAUCUCCUACACACUUCAAUCCUUACUUCAGGCGGCUGACGUUUGAUGUGUCUUCCAUGGAAAAGAACGCCUCCAACCUGGUGAAGGCGGAGCUCAGAAUCUUCCGUCUUCAAAACCAUGGGGCCCAAGUGUCUGAGCAGCGCAUCGAACUCUACCAGAUUUUAGGACACAGAGACCUUACGUCCCCAACACAAAGAUAUAUAGACAGCAAGGUGGUACAAAUGCGAACAGAGGGAGAGUGGCUGUCCUUUGAUGUCACAGAGGCAGUGAGUGAAUGGCUGAACCACAGAGACAGAAACAGUGGAUUCAAGAUCAGCCUGCACUGCCCGUGCUGCACGUUUGUACCAUCAAAUAACUACAUUAUUCCCAACAAGAGUGAGGAGCUGGAGGCACGGUUUGCAGGUAUUGAUGACAGCUUCGUCCACGGUGUUGACCUGAAGGCGUUUAAGAAUCGGCGACACAGCAGUCAGGCGCCACACCUUCUUCUCAUGCUGUUGCCUUCAUACCGGCUGGAGUCCCAGUCCCACCACCCGUACCAACGAUCCAAGAGAGCCCUGGACACAGCCUACUGCUCCAAGAACGUUCAGGACAACUGCUGCUUGCGGUCACUCUACAUCGAUUUUAGAAAGGACCUGGGCUGGAGGUGGAUCCACGAGCCCAAGGGCUAUGAGGCCAACUUCUGUGCCGGGGCCUGUCCAUAUCUGUGGAGUGCCGACACCCAGCAUUCCAAGGUAUUAGGCCUGUAUAACACCAUUAACCCUGAAGCAUCUGCAUCGCCCUGCUGCGUCUCUCAGGACUUGGAGCCCCUCACCAUCCUCUACUACAUUGGAAAGACCCCCAAAAUAGAACAGCUCUCUAACAUGAAGGUCAAGUCCUGCAAGUGCAGCUAAAAGUGCUUACAAGCCAGCACAAACACUCUCUCCUUCCUUCACACA
Etheostoma spectabile (orangethroat darter) is the source of this 2208-nucleotide messenger RNA. It is a transcript of the gene tgfb2, whose product is annotated as transforming growth factor, beta 2. Gene Ontology annotation, cellular component: extracellular region. The coding region runs from base 922 to 2163 and encodes 413 amino acids. The transcript is spliced from 7 exons. Gene Ontology annotation, biological process: regulation of cell population proliferation; transforming growth factor beta receptor signaling pathway. Lineage: Eukaryota; Metazoa; Chordata; Actinopteri; Perciformes; Percidae. The record is from RefSeq and is a predicted model, not a curated record. Gene Ontology annotation, molecular function: transforming growth factor beta receptor binding; growth factor activity; cytokine activity.